AUGUCUAAGGGGUUCGAUGUCAUGACGACAAAGAAUGGCGACUCAUUCUGCAAAAUGUACAAGGAAUGUGAAGUUGAUUGGGAGUCCUUCGGAAGUCAUUGCUACCGCCUGGAUAACACAAUUACCAAAGGAUGGAUCGACGCAGAGCAGGUCUGCAAGGAGAAGGGCGGGCACCUGGUGAGUGUCACUUCCGUUGAGGAGAACGACUUUAUCGUAAAGCUACACCAAACGGAUUUUUUAGCUCACUUUUCCAAUCUCUGGCUUGGUUUAGACAUGGCACAAGCACAGCCGCAGUGGACUGAUGGAGUGGACUACGGGUACUCAAAGUUUGGGACCCCCCUCGGUACAGGACAAGGGGACUGUGUCGAACUGAACCAGAAUGGCGAGUGGGAAAGAGGAAACUGUACGGACACCCGCUUUUUCAUCUGUGAGAAAGACUAG
Messenger RNA from Mya arenaria, 441 nucleotides. RefSeq names its product snaclec alboaggregin-A subunit beta'-like. The coding region runs from base 1 to 441 and encodes 146 amino acids. The transcript is spliced from 2 exons. The record is from RefSeq and is a predicted model, not a curated record. Lineage: Eukaryota; Metazoa; Mollusca; Bivalvia; Myida; Myidae.